Molecule: messenger RNA, 1442 nt
Organism: Nylanderia fulva
Lineage: Eukaryota; Metazoa; Arthropoda; Insecta; Hymenoptera; Formicidae
Product: putative RNA-binding protein 18
Molecular function (GO): RNA binding
Source: RefSeq, a predicted model, not a curated record
GCGAGAGAGAAGCAUCUUUCUCUCUCUCUCUCUCUCUCUCUGAAGAUGUUUUCGAAAAAUCAUUUUCUUAUCAAAAACAUGUAUGCACAGUGUGUCAUCUACAUAUGUGUGUGAAAAUAUUUUAAUAAUGACAUAUACAUAUUUAUAAAUAAAUUAAUGAAACAAAUUAUGUGCGACUGAACAGUGAUUUUAUUGACAGUCGAAAAAAAGAUAUGUUAUUUUAGUUUGCUAAAUGGGCGUGUGUGUAGAUGGUAUAGUGUUCGUACAAGAUUGUGUGUGCUUUCGCACAAAAAGAAACAUUCAGCUUUUUUCUAAAUCUAAAUUGUGAUCACGCCAUCACGAGAGUAUUGUAAUAAGUAUCUUACUUGGGAAAGAAAAGGAGUAUAAAUCGAUACCGCGGAUCGUAAUUACAUAAGAGUUAUGCGCGGCAGGUUUCGGAAAAUGCGAAAUUAUUCGGAUAAUUCAGUUUAUCAUUCAUUUGCAUCCUCACGACACUUUGGCAAUAACUCUCGGAUGUGAUGUGCGUGAACGCAAUUUUCUCAAAUCUUUUCACGAAUUUUCUGUCAAAUGUCGCAAGGCUGCAUCAGUGAACUGUCACAUCACCCUCGUAAAAUUUCAUGAAUAAUUCGAAACAUUUGAAGAGAGACUGAGGCCUCUUGUUUGUUGAUUAGAGAUUAGAGUUGCCGAUCAAUACCGAUGAGAACUAAGGUUUCUCAGUAAUCUGAUCACUUUGACAUCUGUCCAUCUCAUUUUUAGAAUGGAGCCAGACACUAAAAUUCCUUUGCCAUUAGAACCUAUAAAAUCAAACCAAGUCGAGGAUAGACGUUUAUGGGUAGGAAAUUUGGAUUUAAGAAUUAAUGAAAAAACUAACUCUCUUUUCGUCAAUUGGUACCAACUCCUGAAACUUGUCCAAAAAUACGGCACAAUCGAAAAGUUCGACCUGCUGUUUCAUCGGUCGGGGCCUCAAGCUGGACAGCCAAGAGGAUAUGCAUUUGUUACUUACAAAACAAUCCAAGAUGCCAACACAGCAAAGGAUGCUUUACAUAACUUGAAAGUUGGAGCUAAGAAUAUUAUAGUCAGAUGGGCACAUAGUGUUACUGAGUCCGACAUGGAGAAACCAAAGCCAAAAAUAGAUAUUCCUGCCUUAGCUGGUGCAAAGAAGGAAGAUAAAAAAAUAAGUCUUGAAACGGCAAUUCAAGCAAUUGAAGCAAAGCUUAAAAUGAUGAAAGAAUCAGAAGAGGAAUUUGAGUUAAAUAAACCGUUGGAAGGAUCGCCCAUUAUACAACUUUAUCAGAAAGCAGAAAAUCAAAAACCGUCCACCUCUACACGUUACCAUAGCCGUGGGAGCUACUAUCAUCAUAAUAAACCAUAUAAUCGUCAUAAACCGAGAAGAUAAUUUAUAUACAAUCAAAUUUCGAAUAUUUUUAUAUAUUUUUAAUUUA